GCGCCGGCCCCGGCCCGGCCCCGAGCCCGCGGAAGCCCCGGCGCGUCCCCCUCGCAGCCAUGGCAGGGGUCGUGGUGAGCGGAGCCCAAGUGUCCUAUAUUAGUCAAGACUGUGAAGAAAUUCCAGAAUUCCUAGGAAGAAAAUAUGGACAUAUGGCAAAAAGGCUAGAUCUUAGCUUCAACUUGUUAAGGUCACUAGAAGGACUGAAAACAUUCAGUUACUUGGAAGAGCUGAUCUUGGACAACAAUCUACUCGGAAAUGACCUUCUGUUACCCAAGUUACCCCACCUCCAUACCUUAACGCUCAACAAGAACCAAAUAACAGAGUUAGAAAGCCUUUUGGACCAUUUGGCUGAAGUUGUGCCCUCACUACAGUAUCUCAGUUUGCUUGGAAACAUGGCAUGCCCAAAUGAGCUGGUCUGCAAAGAGAAGGAUGAAGAUGACUACCAGAGGUACAGAUAUUUUGUCCUGCACAAAUUGACAAACCUGAAAUUUCUUGAUGCUCGGAAAGUAACCAGGAGGGAGAGAGAGGAAGCCUUAGUAAGAGGUGCCUUCAUGAAAGUGGUUAAGCCCAAGGAUGCUAAGGCCUCCAAUGAUGUUGCUUCUACCUCUCCAGAGAUGCACUAUACACCUCUGCCUUCAGGAUCUAGAGAUCUCACCAAUCACAGAGGUGUUUUGGGAAAAUGUCGCUACAUUUACUAUGGAAAGCAUUCUGAGGGCAACAGAUUCAUCCGAGAUGACCAGCUAUAAAACACAGCAUUAUUUUGUGCCUCUCUAGUCCCUCCACAUAAGAAGCACAAAUUGCAUCUAAAUUUCAAGCAUGUAACUAAAGUCCUCUAGUGCCUUCUGCUGACUUUGCCAAGCCUGUCAAGAUCAUCCUCCUAUCUUAGUCUGAGUAGUCACAUAGAGAUUGACAUGAUUGCCUUUAAGCAGGUCCCAUCCACCAGUGUGACAGACAGCUGCAGCGGAGCACCCAGCCUGACAGGAGGAGUACCAUGAUGGAUUGCCUGGUCCAAUUGCUGCUCGCAGAAGAGCAGGGGUCACACCUGGUGCUUCAGUGAGCAUGCUCCAUUGGUUGGUGCCUUAGCAAAAGCAGCGUAUUUUAUCUCCAGCUUGCCUGUUGAGUGAAAGUGGCUGGUGAUAUCAAAGUGUUUAUAAAAGAGAAGCUAUAAUUUCAGAUGAAAAAGCCCUUAUCGGUUGUUUCAUUUUUUUCCCUGUGAAUUAAGUGCUUGUGUUUCUAUCAUCAUGUAUGUGCUUAGACAAAUCUGUGUUUUUUUGGUUUGGUGUUCCUCAACCCUCCCGCCCCUAAAUGAGCCUAGAUAGAUUAUUUUUAUUUCCAACACGAAAAAAAAAAAAUCCUGAAAAUAUUUUGGCCAUGCAAAGUACUAUCAAUUUCUAUAAUUGUUUUUUUUUGCAAAGAAAACAGAUUUAAGCCAUUUCACAAAUAAAAUUUGCUAAUUCUUUAAUUGCAUCUCAACAUUCACCAAGUCUGACCUUCAGAAAAGCAAUCAUCUUUUUCAGUGCUGCAGAUUAGUGGCACAGCUUAACUGUACAUGCUUGGAAGAAGCCCUCAGUUGUGGUAUCGACAGUGUGUAUUAUUUCUGGUUUAUUGCACAAGAUAAUUUUAAUUUGUACAGCGACAGCAUUUAGAAUUAAAUAUUUAAAUUUGGAAAGAAAAAAGUGCUUAAAAGGAAUGAUAUAAAAUAAAAUUGCCACCAAAUAGGUAUGAUUAUUCAGAGGAGAAAAAGUCAGUAAAAGUAACUGGUGGAAUUAACAUGAUUAACAGAUUUAUUAAUAUGUUACAGGGACAAAUUAUUAACCCAUUUUGAUAUCUUUGUAAGAAAGGCUAUUGUAAAAUUUUUGGUGGAAAAAAUAAAAAUGCAUGGCAUAUUUCCUGCUUUUUGAUGAACGGGUUGGACAUAUUUAGAAUGCUGAACUUGAUAGUGUAUAAAAAAAUAUCCCAGUGAGUGAUGUAUAUCUUGUGUUAAGUACCACCAGAUACAAUGGGAUUAGCCAACAAAUAUGCAAAAAUUCUGACCUUUGAACUGUUCCAAACCUGUGCAUAUUGGCUCUCAACCGAGAGCCAUCAAUGUCUGCUGUUCUUGUCUUCUUUGAAGUUAUUUGGUGGUCUUUAUUCACGUACCUGGUUGAAAAAAACGUCAGGUUUUAGAAGUCGCCUACUUUGGGGGGCUAUUGAGCUAGUGUUGCAGGUGGAAGUGAAUUGGAUAUUGAAGCCAAUCAUUAAAUCAGGUUUGACUGUUGAAAAAGAAUGAAACACUGGCUGAGGGACAAAGGAAAGCUUGAUGCUGCUGAACAUUCCAGGCCUUACUCAGUAAACGUAAGCCUUCACUCACACUGAAAGUCUAUAAUAAAUCUUUAACAGAUACUUAAAAUCAGCGAUGAAUGUAGAAGGAUCCAGUUCACACCACCUGUGGUUCAAAUUGAGCUCUGAGCUGUUUGCCAUACAAAUUGGUGCCUGGGAAGCACAUUUUGUCCACUUUUAACACCUCUGUUAUUGUCAUAAAUGGCUAGAAAUGAAAUGCCAAUUCACAUUAGAAGUCCUAGGAGAUAUUAGAUAAAGGAAAACUACAUGCAUCUCUUUAAUCAAAAAUAUUAUUAGAAAUAUUUAGGGCACUUGUCACUUGGUCACCAAAAUAACAGCAAUCCUAGUUUGUUCCUAUCAUACUGUGUGUUUUGAAGCCUCCACACAUGUUGGCCAUGGCAUAGUACAGGCAGCAGGCUUAUGAAUAGGGGUGUUCAAAAUAAUCUGAUGUCACUUUCAGUCUGGUUACAUAUGUGUUCUUGUCUUUAUAGAAGGCUUUAACCCUGCCUCAAACAAUAAACAGCACUUGCAAACUGA
Molecule: messenger RNA, 2859 nt
Organism: Pezoporus flaviventris
Lineage: Eukaryota; Metazoa; Chordata; Aves; Psittaciformes; Psittacidae
Gene: LRMDA
Product: leucine rich melanocyte differentiation associated
Exons: 8
Coding region: 60-749 (229 amino acids)
Biological process (GO): melanocyte differentiation
Molecular function (GO): protein binding
Source: RefSeq, a predicted model, not a curated record